Melanotaenia boesemani (Boeseman's rainbowfish) is the source of this 2311-nucleotide messenger RNA. RefSeq names its product nuclear factor 7, ovary-like. The record is from RefSeq and is a predicted model, not a curated record. Gene Ontology annotation, molecular function: protein binding; zinc ion binding. Bases 200 to 1582 code for a protein of 460 amino acids. The transcript has a single exon. NCBI's taxonomy places the organism in Eukaryota, Metazoa, Chordata, Actinopteri, Atheriniformes, Melanotaeniidae.
AAGUAAGCAUACUGUGUUCCCUCAGUACACACCGAGAGAAAGACAAAAGCCUCGACUUUCUAAUGAAACUUAAGACUUUCUCCUGAUGAAGGAUCAUAGCAGUGCUGCAAGGAAAACUGGGAAUGCUGCCAGUGGCAUGUAAAGCUCCUGCUGGAAGUGGAACUAACUGAACUGCAACUAGAGACUACGCAAAGAUAACAUGGCUGCCAUAUCAGGAAAUAUUCUCACUUGUCCUCUCUGCCAAGACAUUUGUAAACAUCCAGUAAUGCUGUCAUGUAAUCACAGCUUCUGUUAUGGCUGUCUACAGACCCAGUGGGCAAACAGAGAGAUUUCUGAGUGUCCGGUCUGUAAGAGAAAGUCUUCCAAGGAAUUACUACCUAUACUUUUUGCGAUAAUGAGCAAAUGUGAGGUCUCAGGAUCAGAAUCUGUUCCUGUCUGCAGCCUGCAUGGAAAGAAACUCAGCUUCUUGUGUUUGGAUGACCAGCAACUGAUCUGCAGCUCCUGCAUGGAUUCAGAAACACACAGCAACCAUACACUCCAACCCACCAACGAAGCAGCUCAGGCAAGAAAGAAGGAACUUCAGGAUUCCUUAAAGCCCCUACGGAAGAAACUGAGGCUCAUUCAUCAAGUGAAAGGAAACUACGACCAGACUGCAGAGCACAUUAAAGUUCAGGCUGAAAGGACAGUGAGGAGCAUUAAAGAGGAGUUCAAGAGGCUUCAUCAGUUUCUGAUAGAGGAAGAGGAAGCCAGGCUGGUUGUACUGAGAGAGGAGGAGGAGCUGAAGAGUCAGAUGAUGAAGGACAAGAUUGGGGCUCUGAGUAAAGAGAUAACUGCUCUUUCUGAUAUAAUUAGAGCAACAGAAAAGGAGCUGAGAGCUCAAGAUGUCUCAUUCCUGCAGAGCUACAAAGCUGCAGCAGAAAGGGUCCAGCAGCAACCUCUGUCUGAAGACCCUGAGCUCAUCUCAGGAGCUCUGAUAAACGUGGCCCAUCACCUGGGCAACCUGAGCUUCAAUGUCUGGAACAAGAUGAAGGAGAUGGUUUCUUACAGUCCAGUAAUUCUGGAUCCAAACACGGCUCAUCCAGACCUCCUCCUGUCUGAGGAUCUGACCGGUCUGAGGCAGGGAGAGGGAAUGCAGGAAGUCCCAGAUAAUCCAGAGAGGAUUGACCACUUCAUCUCUGUUGUGGGCUCAGAGGGCUUUGACUCAGGGCGUCACAGCUGGGAGGUGGAGGUGGGAGACAACAACGCCUUUGUGCUGGGGGUGUUAAUGGAGUCAAAUCAGAGGAAGGGUCUCAUAUGGCCUGGACUGUGGAGGCUGAUGUUCUGCAGGGGAGAAUACAAAACACUCACGCCAUCAGACACAGGCUCUGACGUCUCGGUGAUGGGGAACCCCAAGAAGAUCAGGGUGCUGCUGGACUGGGAUGGAGGACAGCUGUCGUUUUCUGAUGCAGAAACUGGUGCACACAUACACACCUUCACACACACUUUCACUGAUAAGAUGCUUCCUUACAUUAGCACCUGGAGCGAGUCUCCAAUAAAGAUAGCAGCACGGACUGUCUCUGUAGCCGUGGAGCCUCAUGGUUAGAGAUGCUCCUUCACUCACAGUGUGCCUUUGGAACAAAAAACAUAUUUUUAAAUUUGUUUAAUGAUGUAAAAUGUUUUAAUUUUCCAAUGACAGCUGUAGUCUUCUGAUGCUAGGAAAGAAGCCAAAUCAGUGAAGCUGCUGUUCUAAUAGCUAUAACUAUUAUCCCUCAUAGCUGCCAUUAUAUGUGCAAUUUAAUGUAGCUCUAUUUUUCUCUCUUCACAAUAGUUUAGGCCUUCUUACUUGAACAGAUAAGCUGAAGUUGUAAAAAGAGGCAGGAUGUGUGAGUUAAACUCCCUCAGAAACUUUUCUAAAAUCAUAUUUACAUAAUAUUGUAAGAAAUAAUGUUGUCUAUAUAACUAUAUAUGUUUUAAGAAACUUAUACCCUUUCUUUGGACAUAUAUGUGUGUUUGAUACAAAAAUAUAUAUUGAAUAAAAGCGAGUAAUAGACAUUUAACUUUAUGCACAAAUAAAUGUCAAGGUAAACAUUUAGUUAAUUUUGUUGUUGCUUUGGGUGGAAUUAAUAAUAAUAAAAACUACAGGGGGUUAUAUAUGUAAACAUGAAAUAUUUGUAAAUGACUGCUAUGAGAUAUUAAAUGCAUUCAGUCCUUAUUUAACUUAAUAAAAGUUUACUUUGUUAUGUUUGGUCAUUUUUUUUACCGCAAAUUAUUACAAUUCUUGUUGUUCUUGUGGUUGUUAUUAUUAUUAACUUAAGGGUGUGACGCGACUCCA